AUGGAGCGGAACUGUCAAGUUUGUUUAGGUGAAAAUGAGCAACGCGAAUUAUACUUCCGAUGUUAUUUCAAAAUAAAAGCAGCGUAAUCAGAAAUCUCAAGUUUUUACUCGCGCCGUUGGUCUCGGACUUUAAUUUUGGAGUCUAGUAGCGGAAGCUUAUUGUUUUGUAUUGAUGUAAAGCUGCAGAUACCACAGAAUAAGAACAUGACUACAUUUAGUCGAGUUUAGGUUUAUAUUCAACAGUAGCGCUAUCCUCAGGAAACAGGAGGAAACGACAGAAGUGGUGAUGAUACCGCCUCAAAUUUUGUUAUUGACAAACACUGAUUUCAAUGAGGACGGACGGAAAUUUGAUUGAUCUUUCAUCCUGAUUAAACACUGUGAUGGUGGCUAAAGGUUUAUCCUUUAUGUCGAAUCAAGCAGACAGAAGCUUGAUUUUCAAGAUCUUAUUCAAAUUCAUCAUUAAAUAAAUGCAUUUAAAAAAUAAUGAGAAUGUUAGACUGCGGCAUUUCAAAUGACAAAAAUCAUGGAGAUUAGCAAAAUGUUGUAACCUAUUUGGAGAGCUUUGCAUUAAAGGGAUAUUCUGGUGUAAAAUUAAGAAAGAGACUAAACACAACUCACCUACUCUCUUCCAGCAGCCGCUUGUUUGUAGCAAGACCUCGGGCCAGUCCAUUACCGAGUGCAGUGGGGUGAUGCAGCUCAAGGAAGAACAUUUAUGAUCAUUACUUUAUCAUGUACUUGAAGUAAUAAUCACCAUAAUAAUCAUUUUGCACUGCAGACGCAGUAGUUCUUCUGCCUUAGCGUCUCGGUCUGAUUGCAUUUCCACUAAGAAAUGAUCAUAAAUGUUCUUCCUUGAGCUGCUUCACCCUGCAGAAGUCCAUAAUGGACUGGCCUGAGGUCUUGCUACAAACAAGAGGCUGCUGGAAGAGAGUAGGUGAGUUGUGUUUAGUCUCUUUGCUGAAGAAAUCAGGCAAAGUUAAAAAGAUGUUUGAUGGCUAGUUCUAUGGCUGGGACCCUAUAUGUAAUGUUGAUGAAGUUAGGUGCUGUACUGAGCAUUAUUUGUGGCUAUAGAGUGGUGUUUUGGUUGAGGUUUGUUUAUGGCUCCUCAGACCACUGUGUAUUGCUAUCAUGCGGCCGUUACUGAAGUUGGUAUAACUAGAGAGGCAAGCGGUAGGCAACAUUCAUCUCUUGAGGGGGUAUCUAACUCACAGGACAGUUGAACCCUCAAAUCUUCAGAGAGGAGGAGAGCUGGAACAUGAAUUCGCCUGUGGCCGGACAGCGGGCUGGCUGGACCUAAGUCAUGAUUUCAAGUUUUGAAAUGUCAAGUAUUGAUUCAUCAGCCUACAGGACAGUUUUCUUCGUCCCCUCAGUCCACCUUAAAGGUCCAGGUCCAGAGAAGUCUCCGGUGAUUCUGGAUCCAGUUUUUAUCUGAUAUCGUCUUUGCAUGGUUUGCAUGGAGCAGAGAUUUUUCGUAAAACAAUAACAUUUUAUAGUUUCAGUAUUUGGUGUGUGGUCUUUGCUUUGUUAAAUACUGACUUUGAAUAUUUUUUAAACCAUUACCUUUUGUUGUGUUUUCAGUGUUUCACAGCUGAAAAGUGUUUUAUAGAGAUAAAUUCAGAGUAUGGCUAACUCAGUUAAACACACUCUGACCUUCACACCUCUGUCAGCUGACAGCUUCAAUCUGACUGUUUCAUAGUGUGAUGAAUCUAUGUAUGUUUUCUAAGUGUCUGUGAUUAAAGGAGGUUUGUGCUGCAGUUGUGAUCUGCAGGCUGCUGACAGAGAGAGGAACUGAGAAAGGAAGCGCUGACUGACUUCCUGACAUGUUGGCUGACUCUCAAACGGACGGACAGCGACAGACACUCUCUCUCUGCUGUUGUAUUGGGGGUGUGAAGCUGCUUUACUCACUGACUGAGUCCACUCAGGCUGGACCCUCUGAGCACAGCAUGGACAGUCAGCAGCUUUAUUUGUUUGCUGACUGAUUAUUAACCUAAAAACGGGUCCUGAUAGUUCUACAGCCUCAAUAUGAAGACUGACAGAGCGGCAGAGAAACAGAAAAUCAAACAGGCUUAUCCCAAUACUUAGAAGGAGAAACAGGCUUCUAGUAAGAGUAGUAUCUGUAAAUCUAGUUUAUAAUAAUGUUUUUGCAUCCUGAAGUCAAGGUCAGGCAGUCCCACAAACAGUCAGAGCAUUCAGCCUGUUUCAUUAUUCAGUUUCAAACAGCAUGGCAGGAAAAACCCAUGUAGGCUGAAAAAACAUAAAAAUCAGAAGAAAUUAUUAUUAUUAUUAUUAUUAUUAUUAUUAUUAUUAUUAUUAUUAUUAUUAUUAUUAUUUAAUUAAUUAAUUAAAAAUUCAUUUCAAAAUCUUUAAAAAAUUAUCUAUUUUUUAUUUUUAUUAUUUUUUAAUUAUAUAAUCAUUUUCAUUUUUAAUGUUUAUUUCUACUUAUAUUUUGACUAAUCAACAUAAUCGUUAUUUUAUUUGGGAUUUUUAUUAUUACUUUAAUUUUUUUUUUUUCAUUUUUGUGAUACUUAUCAUUACAUUAGUGUAUUUUGUCAUAAUUAUUUUCAUUAUUUAAAAAAUAUAUUUUUAUUAUGAAUAAAAAUUACAAGGCUAUUAUUUCACUGUGUAGAUUUUUUUUCUGUUUCGUCACCACAUUAUUUUAGCAUCAGGACUCUAGAGGCAAGAGGCUGAGUGGUGCCCCCCCUAAAAACAGCAUAUGGGGCCAACCGUGGCCCCAAGGCUACUUGAUGGGAAUUUCUUCAUAAAUGAAAAAGACAUUUAUUCAUCUGCUGCAUAAAAACAAAUGUAUAUUUUUCCUCUUUUUCUGUUUUUGUCAAACCUAAAUUAUAAUCUAAAAUUGUCUCCCUCGGAACACGUGUAAAAAUAUAGGUCAGCUUAGCCUUCCUCAAUGGGACUUUUAUUUUGAAGGGGCCACAGUCACUGGCUCUUCCUAUCUCCUGGACAGGGACUGAGGAUCGGCGGGGGCGCGUGACGGUCCGGAGUUCUGAUCAUCUUACGGGUCUACCGGAAAUGUCAACCGGACCGGAGCAGGACAUCGGCUGCAGCUGGAGCCGGAGGAGACAGGCUUCAAACGGGCAGCGGGUCCGAGAGGGUCCGGAAAGGUCCCGGGGAUCCAGCAGAGCAGGUACUACAGUUUGACAUGACCCGGAUUUCUAAAGUUGAAAUUAACAUGGGUUUGAGUGGAGGAGCUCCCUGAACACAUGAUCGAAUAUUUUACCGGUUAAAAACUGAAAUGGUUAACCGAUAUAGUGUUUGAGUUUCAGUUUACAAGAGUUCAGAGCAGAAACAGAGUGAAUGAGUAUAGUUGAAAUUCAGAAGUUCGUUUGUGUUUCAAGUUUAAACUCAGUUUGAAUGAUCUCAGCAGAAAUCCUGAGGAUCACCCUGAUCAGAGACUUCCAUGAAGGAGAGUUAAAAACUUUGACCUGUUUGAAUGUGAGAGGACAGAGGGAUUUUUUUCUCCUCUGCAGAAUAUUCAAUGGAAAGUUUAAUCCUCAACUGUAUGGGAUUAUGAGGAAGUUGAUCAAAAGUUUGAUUUAAAGGAGUCUCAGAAACAGUGAUGAUUAUUCUGAACCUCCUCCUUAUCUGAUAGUCUCCAUCUCUUCUUCUUCUCCUCCUCCUCUUUCUCCUUCUUGAUGUUUGUCAGUGCGAGGUUCCUGCAAAGACACCUCCAGUCUGAAGAGGUCUCUGUCCACACCUGAGGACACCUGUCCGACAGGUAGGCUCUGCUCCUUACAGCCUGUUUUCCCUGUUUCCUUGCUGCCUGUAUGUGCUGGAUGUGUGGUCAUAAAGUGAAGACAUUCUGGCAGAGAUUAGGUAUGCACCGAUCCGAUAGUUGGAUCGGAUAUCGGCUCUGAUAUUGACAAAUUAACUGGAUCGGAUAUCUGAUAAAUGAUGCCGAUCCAGUGUUCUGAACCAGUCUUUUUUUUUUCUUUUAAUUAAUAUCAUACACAGCAACACAGCGAUUCUGUUCACUUCAUAUUCUAUGUCUGUCUCUCCCUUUGCACUAAAUGUUUACAUGGAAGUUUUACCUCUUUUUGCUGUGUGCUAAUGUGCAAUUUGUUUUUUGUUAAUAAAUAAUAAGUCAAUUUAUAUCUGUGUUAAUUUGUUAUCUUUUUUUAACAAGGCUAAUGUCAAGCCUGAUGCCUUCACUCACACGGGAAGGUAUUCAUUCAUUCAACAGCAGUAUUGGAUCGGUAUCAGAUACUGACCGAUAUGCUCAGCCCAGGUAUCGGUAUCGGAUUGGAUCGGAAAAAAAUGGAUCAGUGCAUCUCUAGCAGAGAUAAGACAACCAAUCAGAGUGAUCACAGAUGGAUCAGCUGACUGAGAGUUCUAUUGUCUGUGAGUCAGAUCAGGGACAGAAAUGAAGACCUGGGCUCAGGAGGGUUGAACUUAACUGAGCUCCACAGUGAUCCUGUGAAGCUAACAUUAUAAGACAGGAUCGUUAACAUGCAGACCACCCCACCAAAGAACGCUUCAUUAACCUGAGUGACCCGCUCUCAGCUCUGUCAGCCUCUUCAGUCACAGACUGAUCUAUUUUACAAUUUUGACAGGGGGAGAAGCCUCAGAUGAAGACCGCUCAGCGUCUCUGAUGACCUGUGUUCAGUUUUCUUCCUCUCUUUACUUCAGGACUCUGUGGUCUGUCCUACUCUCCUCUGAUACAGUGAGGUAAGGUGUCAAGUUGGACAGAAGUCUGGGAUUUUAGCUACUCUCUAGUCAGGUGAAACACCUGUCAGUUACACUGAGACUCCGUCCACUCAGCUGCCCACCUGACUCAGGUGAGGUAUAAACCUGAGUGAGGAGGAGGAUCCAAGAAACCAGAGGUGGUUCAGGGUAAUGACUUUUAUACCUGUUUUAUUGAGACUGAGUCAUGAGACUGACAUGAGCAGAGAGCUGUCAGGUGAGCUGUCAGGUGAGAGGAUGGUUUGAACCUGGACCCUGUGGCUCUGUGUGGUCACUCAUUAAUCUGAGGUUCAGUCUGGGCUUCUUUUUAAUCACAAACUGAGUUCACUGGAAAAAAAAUGGAGAUCUGUUGAUUUGAUCCUCUCAUGAUCUUUAUGCCUGAAACACCAUGAAGUUCCUGUUCCUCAGACUCUCAGGUACUCACCUGAAGAGUCAAACCUGCUCACCUGUUCAGGCUAAUUCAGCUUUAUUUGGGUCUGAGUCAUAAGGGAUCCUCUUGUCUCUCAGGGACUGAUGAAUUUCUUAUUGUUGUUGUUGAUUUUUAGUGGUUGUUGUGUUUGUUGUUGUAGUUGUAGUCAUCUAUGUUGCUAUUUUAGCUGUUGUUGCCACAGUUGUAGAUUUCAAACCUGAAAUCUUGGGUUCCUCUGUCUUGAUGAUCUGGCUCUGUUUGCAUCAGACUGCAGGUUUAUGAACUUUGCUUCCAGGUAUUCUGACCUUCUUAUAUGACUGUGAGCUGGUCACGUCCUAAACUUACCUAGGGCUGUGGUGAUCCAGGGCUCAUCUUUAUUAUCAGUGUGUUUACAGCAGACACAUCCUAACAGUACUCAGGCAUCUCCUGGGUCAGGUGGGACAGGUAGCAGAGAAGUUCAUCCUAAGGAGGAGCUCCUGAAGUCUGUCCAACUGUGGAAAACAAAGUUCCUGUCAGAGUGUCAGCAGCUGAGAAUCAACUAGACAUGAGCUGGAGAUGAACAGUGUGCCAGAGUCUGCCUAAAAUUAAAGAGGUGAUUUUAUCUGUAAAUUAUAAAAUAUAAUCAAUAAUAGUGUGUGUGUGUUUGUGUGUGUGUAGCUCUGCCUGUCCUCCUGCAGUGUGUUGGGGGUGCAGAUCGUCUUCCUGCAGACGACUCACAGCAGGAAGCUCUGAGAGGAAAACUGAGAAUCCUGCAGACUGACAGCAGAGAGGUCACCGCUCUGUUCACGGUAUACACACUCAAAAACACACACACUGAUUUCCUGUGUGACUGUUGAUGAAUCAGGAUGUUUUGUAGCUCCGGUGUCAGAGGCCAAACGUCUCUCAGCUCCGUGUUAAAGCUCCUCUGAGGAACGUGUCUUAUCAUGAACUGAUCCUGCUGAUUGUUGACAGUCAGAUGUUUCAAUAUCAAAUAAUGGAAACAGUCAAUGUAACCAUUUUACUCAAAAAAAGACCUAUUUCACUUUCAGACAAACAUCUUUAACCUCUGACGCAUCAGACUUUUGAUAUUUUAUGACUUUAUGACUUUUAUAGACAUAUGGAAGCCCAGAAGUUCAGAUCAGAUCAUCAUCAUAGGGUAUAUUGUUGUGUCCUAUGGCUGGUAUCAUUGGUGUGUCUCUUCUGUUGUUCUGUGUGCAGGAGCUCUCUGCUCAUCUCCUCUCCAUCAACAGUGAGGAAAACGCAUUUUACGUCACAUUCAAAACUCUGGAGGAAAUAUGGAAGUUCACCACCUAUUACACUACAGGUAGGUGUGAGAGACCUGAAAACAGGUUGUCUUUCUGGUUGCGUCUGAGAGUGAAGUUUAACCCUCAGAGGAUGAUUGAAAACCUUCAGUUCAGCCUAUCAGAGUGUAUUUCCAUCUCUGUCUGAACAUAGUCAUGGUGUUUCUAAUCCUUAACUAACCUGGAGACAAUCUCUGUGGUUCCUCCUGCAGGGUUCCUGGCUCUCUGUCUGGAGAACCUGCUGCUGGAGCAGAAGUCCUGGCUCAGUCCCCCAGAGGACCAGGUCUCUGUGGAAGUCUCAUUUCAGGAGGAGACUCUGGGUUUGAUGUACAGAGGGAUUCUCAUGCAGGAGGGUACGCCGGACAGCUGUGUCUGCAGAGACUAAAAACCACACACCUUUAACUCUUAUCGUGUUACCCUAAUCACCUUUAACCCCUUCCUAACCAAUCACCUCCCAUCCUUAACUAACCAAUCACAAUAAACCAUUAACUAACUAAUCACCUUUAACCCUUAGCUGGCCAGUCAAAUCAAACCAUCAGCUAACCAAUCACAAUUAACUAACUAACUAUCUAGUAGUAUUGCCAAUAAUAUAUAAAGGGUUAACAGUAACGUGCAUUUCCUCUUAUCAGGUUCUCUGUUCGCCAGCUGCAGCACCAACCAGAUGUUUGACAGCUCCACCUCUGGAGGAGACUUGUACCUGGAGCAGGGGGACAUAGCCCAGUUUGAGCCCCCAUUCCUAGGCUCGGGAUGGACCGUCCUCUGCUUGUCUGAUGGAUCCAGAGGCACGGCGCCCAGACCUGCCCUGGAGCCAGUCCACCCAUUCCACCAGUGAGUAUGAUCACAUGACCCAGCAGCCUCUCUCUGAUCGGUGCAGGAAGUGAAGAGAUCUGUGGUCACAUGUACAAAAGCAUUUGCUGAAUGAUAUUGUAAUACUGUAAUACUGUAACACUGUAAAACUGUAACACGCUAACAUUGUAACAUGGUAACAUUAAAACGCUGUAACUUUGUAACACUCUAAUACUGUAAUAUUGUAACAUGGUAACAUGGAAACACUAUAACUUUUUAACACUGUAACACACUAACACUGUAACAUUGUAACACUCUAAUACUGUUGUAUUGUAACAUGGUAACAUUGUAACACAGUAACAUGCUAACAUUGUAAUGUGGUAACCCUGUAACAUUGUAACAUUAUCUGUCUGUCCUCAGGUGGUUCCUGAAAUCUGCAGCAGAGAGCGUCUUGGUGGGUGAUGGCAAACCAUCCUGUGACUUCCCUCUGCAGUUUGGUGAGAACAUGAUGCUGAUCACUGCUGCUUUCACCUGUCUUCUCCUUACGGACAGGGACAGGGUAGGGUCAGGGUUUAGAGUAAGAGGAUGACAGACAGCCAACUGCAGAGGGUUGGGGUCAAACCCACGCUCUCUGCUUUGUGGACUGUGGCUGAACUGGACUCUCAUUUACAAACUGCCAUACAAUUUUAAAGAUGUAAGUGAACAGUGUUUUGUUGUCUGCUUUGUGUUCAGCCACUCAGCUUGUCUCCAAAGGUGUUUGAGCUGAAAUGGCUCCUUGUUCUCACAGUGAAAAUAGAAGAAGCAGAUCCUGAGAGUAUUCUGAAAUAGAAGGUUUAAAAUACCUCUGUGAUCUCUUUUCUCCUUUUCCCUUUUCCCCGUCCAGCUGGAGGAAACUGCAAGGCCACAGCAGAGUACGAUGCUGAGGGUCCAGACGAGCUGAGCGUGGCGCCCGGUGAUUGCAUCAUCAUCGUGGGGCUGCUGGUGAACUGUUUUGAUUGGUUCACAGGGAAGAAGGAGGCCACAGGAGAAGUGGGUCUGGUGAAAACAAGUCUGGUGAAACCAUCAGAGGGCAUUUAUGAGUGAGUGAAUGAACCUAGCCCAGCCAAGCUUAAUUUUAGCUAGGCUGAUUUCACACAGUGCCCUGACUGGGUGGAAACUGCAGUUAUACACUGAGUCUUUAAAGGGAAAUCCUGUCUCUCUGCUCCAGAUCAGCAGAUAUUUUACUGAACGGAGAGGUGAGCACAUUCUUCAGUCUGGAUGAGGACAAAGUCGUGGAGGAGGUCACGGCAUGCCUGAAGGAAAGAUCUCAGUAUGAUACUGGACUGAACUACAAACUGGGUAAGACUGACAGACUCUCAAAGGUCCAGACUGAGUUUUUCAUCAAGUGUGUGAAAUGUGAAAAUACUGAAAUAUCUGAAUUCAGAUGGAGUUUAUGGAGGAAAUAGAAAAGAUGAUGGUGAAAGACGGUGAAGAAGAUGAAGGAGAUAAUCGAGGUGAUUAUGGUGAUCGAGGUGAAGUAGGUGAUGGAGAUGUUUAUGGAGAUGAUAAAGGUAGAGGUGAUGGAGUGAUAGAGAUGUGAUAGUGAUGAAGGUGAUGGGUGAUGGAGAUGAUGAUGAAGGAGGUGAUGGAGAUGGUGAUAGUGAUUAAAAUGAAGGAGGUGAUAGUGAUGAUGGUGAACGAGGUGAAGGAGGUGAUGAGAUGGUGAAGGAGGUGAUGGAGAUGGUGAUGGUAAUGAUGGUGAAGGAAGUGAUGGUGAAGGUGGUGAUGGAGAUAUUGAUGGGGGUGAUGGAGAUGGUGAUGUGAUGGUGAUGGAGAUGGUGAUGGUGAAGAAGGUGAUGGAGCUGGUGAUGGUGCUAAUGGUGAAGGAGGUGAUGGAGAUGGUGGUGGUAAUGAUGGUGAUGUAGAUGGUGAUGGUAAUGAUGGUGAAGGAGGGGAUUGAGAUGGUGAUGAUGGCUAAGGAGGCGAUGAAUACAAUGGUGAAGGAGGUGAUUGAGAUGGUGAUAGUGAUGAUGGUGAAGAAGGUGAUGGAGCUGGUGAUGGUGCUGAUGGUGAAGGAGGUAAUGUAGAUGGUGAUGGGGCAGGAGUUGAUGGAGAUACUAAAGAUGGUGAAGGAGGUGAUGGAGAUAGUGAUGGUAAUGAUAGUGAAGGAGGUGAUGUGGGUGAUGGAGGUGUUUUUGGAUGGAGGUGAUUGUCUGAUGCUCAUGUGUUUUUGUUUUUGUAGAUGUGGCUCAUCACACAGACUCAGAGAAGAAAAGUCAAGGUGAGAUGGUCUGGAUGGACUCAGGAUCUUGAUGUUCUUUGGGUCUGUGUUUAAACUCUGUGUUUUCCUUUUUUCCUCUCAGUCAGCUCUUCGUCCCUCUCUGACCUUCAUCAGUCUGACUUGAGCACCUGCAUUCAGAGGAUUCUGGACCAGCAAAGAGACCUAUCACAAGAGUCUGGACCUGUGACUACAAACAGAACUCAGGAGGUCUCCGUUCUGGACUCAAAGACUGAAACUCAGACUCUACCUUGUUUCAGGUCUCACCCUGUUGUUGAAGGAAACUGCAACUCUGAGGACUUUAUCCCCCUCUUUUCUUUCCUGGAGGGUCCAGACUUCCGACCCGAGCUGGGCAUCUUGUAUGGACUGGGCUCAGGCCUCCUGGCCUCCUCGGCCUUCGUAGGUCACUGCGACGAAGAUGAGCUGAUUGCCUUCCUUGCUGCUGCGAGGGAAACAUCCAGGAAGAAGAGACUGUUCUGGGCUCAGACCCGCCUGUGCUUUCUGCUGGGUAAACUGUGUGCUGGAAGGUCAAAGUUCAGCCAGGCUCGGGUUUACUUAGAGGAAGCUCUCAGCGUGCCCAAAGAUGGUUUCUCAGACCUCAGGCUGCUAGCAAGCGUCUACUCCAACCUGGCAGGCAUUUACCUGCUCCAGAAUAAUGCAGAGAGCUUCUUUGGCGUGGCAGAGAGGCUGGGUGCUCUGCUGUUUGGGAUCCCGGACUGUCUGCAGAGUUUAGAGGAGGACUCUGCCCUGAUCUACAUCCUGAAGAAAUCCAUCCUCUCUCAUAACACCAUCGCAGAGGCUCGAGCCUGUUUUCUUCUGGCUCGGCACCAUUGGAGCCGCUCUGAGGGGGCUCAGGUGGUCCCCUACCUGGAGAGACUCCUUGUCCUGGGUGCUGAGGCCCAGAAGACAUGGAGCCUAUCUCUCAGUCAUGGAUACCUGACCCUGGGGAGGCUUUACACUGAGCUGGGACUCCUUCAGCUCUCUGUGAGCUCAGCCAGGACAGCCUCUCUGCAGCUAUCCGCUGUGCUCACUGACCGCGUGAGCAGCACGCUUCUAGCUUUAGACAGUAUCAGCAAACUCUCUGAAACCACAGAACCAGAAACCUCUAUCCCCGCACAGCUUGCUCCGUUCUUACACCUCACCCUGUCAUCCAUGAAAGACCUACAGCCAGGACCCAAGCAGCACCAAGUCCUGGUCCAUCAGCUCACCCUCUCACUCUGCCAGCUCCUGUGUAAGCACAACAUGCUUGGACAUGCCAUCAGACACAUGCACGCCCUCAUCAGUAACAGACAGCUCCCCUCCUCCACCUCAGAGAGAAACAGCGACCUCAUCUGGCUGGCAUGGCUUCACAUCAACAACAACCAGCCUGAGGUGGCUCUGGAGAUCCUGGAACUGCUGUUGGACUCCAUGCCAGAACACUGCACCACACUUCAGGAAGGUGGGCCAGGUUUAGAGAGAUUUUAAAGUCCUGUUGAGUGAUCAGUCAGUUGUUCUGUUACCUAGAAUUUAAUUUACAUAUAAACACAAAUACUAUUAUAAAUAAAAAUAAAAAAAUAUACACUUGAAGAUAUAAACAUAAAUAUGAAUACAAUAUAAAUUUAAAUAUAAAUUUACUGUAUAAAUAUAGAUAUAAAUAAAUAAUAUGAAUAAACAAUAAGAAUAAAUAAUAAUCUAAAUGAUAUCUUAUAAUAUUAUAUUAUGUUAUAUUAUAUUAUAUCUAAAUUUGAAUAUACUAUUAAUAUAAAUGUAACUGGUUAUUUUAGGUACAACAAAAAAAACAAGGAGCACCAUCACUCUCCUUAAGCUCCACCCACAUGCCCAGUUAUGGUCCCUGGUUGCUCAGCUACAGUUAACACUGUUAUGAUUGGUGUAGGUGUGGUCCUGAACAUGCGUGGCAUUGUUCUACGGCGUCUGGGUGACCUGCGGAAGGCUGCAGAGAGUUAUGAGGCCGCUGUGGACAUUUGCCAGGAGUACGAGGACAUGGCUAACGGGGCCGUGGCUCAGGCUAACCUAGGUAAGAUGCUUCAUGCUAAAAGUUAACAUCAUUAGUCAGGUGACCUGACUCUGUGUCCUCCUCUUGCAGGUCUGUUGAGUCUGAAGGCGGGCGCCAAAGGGCUGGCUCAGAGACAGCUGACAGAGGCAGUGCAGCUCUUCUCUGAGUUCCAGGAUGAAGGUCAGGUGGAGAACUUCAUCAGUGUUCUCUUGCAGCUGGGACAGCUGCACCUCAGCCACGAACAGGUGCAUUAUGGGAAAGGAUGCUUCGAAUGGGCGCUACUGCUAGCUAUCAAAGCUAACCUGUUGGAAUGUGAGUAAACCCAACCUAGCCAUGACCCCACAGGUCAGCUGACUGCCUGUUUCCUGUCCUUUCCGGGUCAGCUGACUGUCUGUUUUCUGAUUCUUGUUCUCUACAGGUCAGCUGACUGUCACGGCUCACCUGGUUCGUCUUUAUGGUUCUGAAAGUCCAGACCAAGUCCAGGUCCUGAUCUACAGUCAACAGCGGGUCCACCUGCUGGGACUCAGUGGGGACAGAGGACAGGAAGGAGAUGCUCUGGAGGAGGUCAGCAGACUUUACCUGAGCCUGAAGACAGACAGGUGAGAGGAAGGAUCCAACACACACCUGUGUGAGGGGAGUCAGUGAGUCCAGAAUAGAGGUCCUCUAAUCUGGUUUCCACUCAUCAUAAAAGCAGCAACUGUUAGCGAGUUAGCUGUAGCAUCCCUCUGAGAUUAAAAAUUGUUAAUGAAUCAGAAACAUUGUUAGAGUUUCUGAUCAGCUCAACAUUGAGACCUUAUCAAAAUAAAAGCGCCAUAGUUUCUGAGGUAAUGUCUCCUCUGAAGAAGUUUCAGUCUCUGCUGAUGUGGAUCAAUGCUGAAUCUGGACAUCAUCAGAAAAGAAUAAGGAUGAAGAGUUUAUUAUGUUCACUUGUUUAUGAAUUCAUCUGUUGUUUGGCUGUCUUUAGGGCGUACAGGGCGGCUCUGGACCACACCAAGACCAGCCUGGGUAUUUUCAUCGACCUGGGCUGGAGGGAGAAGGAGGCAUACGGCUGGCUGCAGGCCGGAAAGAUCUACCACCUACUGGGUCAGACAGAGCUGGUGGAGCUGUACCUGCAGGUCUGAACACACCUGAUCUGGUUUGUCAUAGAGGGACUCUAAGACUUUAAAAACCUCUUAAUCAUUUAUAACUGUAUUAAUCCUCCAUGUACCCUAACGCCUGCAUGUCUGUGAGUCUGUGUGUCUCAGUGUCACUGUGUUUGUGCUGACAGGCAGCUCAGGACGUGGCUUUAAGCUCCGGAGACACAAGCUUUAUCCUGAAGCUCCUUGAAGCUGCAGGAGACAUUUUCUUCAACAGCCGACAGGACAGAGACAAAGCCAUCACCUUCUAUAGGGUACAGACUAAAAAAACACAGACGGCACAGACCGACUGAAAAACACAGACUACAGAGACUAAUUAGAGAUAAAAGAAGAAACACAUACUGCUCUGACUACAUACAUACUAAAAACCACAGACUACACAGACUGAAAAACACAGACUACACUGACUAAAUACAGACUGAAAAACACAGACUACAAAUACUAAAUACAGACUGAAAAUCAAAGACUAAAUACAGGCUAAGAAACAAAGACUGAAAAACGCAGACUACACUGACAAAAUUCAGACUGAAAAACACAGACUAAGUACAGACUUAAGAAACACAGACUACACUGACUAAAUACAGACUGAAAAACACAGACUGAGAAACACUGCUGAAAUCACAGAAGGCAUUACGCAGAACAGACUGAAAAACACAGACUACACUGCCUGAGAAACACAGAUUACAUUGACUAAAUACAGACUGGGAAUUACUGCUUAAACCACAGAAAAACUGUCUCUCAUUGACUCAUGUCUCUGUCUGGUCUCCUCUUGUUUGUCUCUGUGUCUGUCUCUCUCUCUCUCUAUUGAGUGUAGGACCGAGCUCUGCCCAUCGCGGUGAAGAGUGGUGGUGUGUCAUCGCGUCUUCGUCUGUGUAAUAAGCUGACUGAACUGAUGCUGGCUCUGAAGAUGUUUGAGGACGCCGUGGAGUUCGCUCAGACCGCUCUGGACAUCAGCAUCACUCUGGGUCAGUGUUUUUUAGAUUUGGUCUACAGUAUAUCUAAAUGUUUGUUUUCUGUCCUCACACUAAUUCCCUAAAUCAUUGAGGGUCUGGUCUAGGGUGUUGUUGAUCCUUUAUUUAGGACCAGCUUUUAAGCAGACUGCAUUAACAGGUUUCUGUGUUUUUGUCCUGUGAGCUGCAGUCCAGAUAGUUUAAGACUGAGAUACAAAACUUAAUGUUUCCGGCAGAGCCCAACUUGUUAGAAAUGAAGAGCUGUGAUUGGCUCAAUGUAAACUAGGUAAGAGACCUGUCUGAACAGGAGGAGGGUCCAACUAUCUGACAGUGAUCAUUAAAACUUGUCUCUAAGGUUCCCCUGAUUCACCUGGUUCUCAGUGUAGAAACCUCAGAGGCAGACAGUUGUCUGAUUUCAGGAGCAGGGUGAUCUACCUGUUCAUGUGUCAGUCUUUGUGUUUGUUUGGACACUCAGGUGACAGUCUGAAUGAGCGUGUGGCGUACCACCGACUGGCGUCUCUGUACCACAGUCUGGACCAGUAUGAGCUGGCUGAACACCACUACCUGAAGACCCUGACGCUGUGUCCUAGCCCCCUGCUGUUUGAUGAGGAAACCCUGUACUAUAUGAGGGUGUACCAGACGCUGGGGGACAUCAUCUUCUACGACCUAAAGGUAAGGUUCAAGUGAUUCAUCCUGGAUCUUAUGUAGAGAGGAUGAAAUAUUACAAUCAGCAUCUCCACAAGGGGGCAGUCUCCAUAAGGGCUGGGCAAUAAACCGAAAAUUCACAGAUACCGAAAUUUACAACAAUAAUUGACGUCAUAUUCAAAGUCAAAAAAAUAAAUAAAUAAAAGUUGGUUUUGGAUGUGUAUAGGUAGGCUAUGGUCUAAUGUCCCUUUAAAAUGCUGUCCUACAUUAGAUUCGUGACUCCACCCCAUCCAGUCCGUAACAAAGAGGGAAAGACAGGUGAGGAGAUGGAGGACAGUUCAAAAGUUGUAGCGGCUGAAGUAGACGAAGUUAAUGUGGGAGGGGGUGAGCAGCUUGUGGAGUAGUUAUCGUCCAUUUAUCAUUAUCGAGGUGAACUGCUCAAUAUAUCGUGAUAUUGAUUUGAGGCCGUAUCGCCCAGCCCUAGUCUCUGUAAAGAAGGCAUAACAGUUCUACCAAGAGUCCAGCCCUGAGAGUCCACCUGACAGCCCAAUGGUUCUGGUUCUCUAAAGCACAAAAACAGCUCCUUCUCUUCAUUGGCAGAGGAGAAAGAUAGCAAAACAUCUUCACUUUCCUGGUGUCCUCUCUCAUCCAAACACUUCUUCCUCUGACCUCCUCAAGCAUAAACACAACAUCUGAUCAAUAAUUGGUGAAAUCCAAAUCUUCUGUCUGACAUACUGAUCUUCACAAUGACCACAUUGACAUUAUACUGAUGACGGAGGCUUUACUGUCAUGUCUUUACAGGACCCGUUUGAUGCUGCAGGUUACUACCACCUGGCUCUGGCUGCAGCCAUGGAUCUGGGUAACAAGCGGUCUCAGCUGCAGCUCUGCACGCGCCUCGCCACCAUCUACCACAACUUCCUGAUCGACCGCGAGCUGUCCCUCUUCUUCUACCAGAAAGCCCGAGCGUUCGCUGCCGAGCUGAACGUCCGGAGGGUCAACAUCUCACCUGACCAGCAGCAAAGCAGCAGCUUACAGGUCAGGGCCUCCAUGAAACGAUGA
Messenger RNA from Xyrichtys novacula (pearly razorfish), 15210 nucleotides. The record is from the annotation of a GenBank genome assembly. NCBI's taxonomy places the organism in Eukaryota, Metazoa, Chordata, Actinopteri, Labriformes, Labridae.